Messenger RNA from Miscanthus lutarioriparius, 1164 nucleotides. The record is from the annotation of a GenBank genome assembly. Lineage: Eukaryota; Viridiplantae; Streptophyta; Magnoliopsida; Poales; Poaceae.
AUGGACAAGUACGAGCCCGUUCGGGAGAUCGGGGCAGGCAACUUCGGGGUGGCCAAGCUCAUGAGGAACAAGGAAACCAGGGAGCUCGUCGCCAUGAAGUUCAUAGAGCGAGGCAACAGGAUCGACGAGAACGUGUUCCGCGAGAUCGUGAACCACCGCUCCCUUCGCCACCCCAACAUCAUCCGGUUCAAGGAGGUGGUUCUCACCCCGACGCACCUGGCGAUCGUGAUGGAGUACGCGGCGGGCGGGGAGCUGUUCGAGCGCAUCUGCGAGGCCGGCCGGUUCCACGAGGACGAGGCCCGGUACUUCUUCCAGCAGCUGGUGUGCGGGGUCAGCUUCUGCCACGCCAUGAACAUCUGCCACCGGGACCUCAAGCUGGAGAACACGCUGCUGGACGGCAGCCCGGCGCCGCGCCUCAAGAUCUGCGACUUCGGAUACUCCAAGUCCUCGGUGCUGCACUCGAGGCCAAAGUCAACGGUGGGCACGCCGGCAUACAUCGCGCCCGAGGUGCUGUCGCGGCACGAGUACGACGGCAAGCACGCCGAUGUGUGGUCCUGCGGCGUCACGCUCUACGUCAUGCUCGUCGGAGCCUACCCGUUCGAGGAUCCCAAGGAUCCCAAGAACUUCAGAAAGACGAUCUCGCGGAUCAUGUCUGUGCAGUACAAGAUCCCCGAGUACGUGCACGUCUCCCAGAACUGCCGCCACCUCCUCUCCCGCAUCUUCGUCCAGAACCCGUACAAGAGGAUCACCAUGAGCGAGAUCAAGACCCACCCAUGGUACCUCAAGAACCUGCCGAGGGAGCUCAAGGAGGAGGCCCAGGCAGCCUACUACAACCGACGGGGAGUGGGAGACGCCGGCGCCGGCGCCGGCGGCAGCAGCAGCAGCAAUGGUAAUGCCAAUGCCGUGGCAGCCGCAGCAGCCUACUCGUCGCAGAGCGUGGAGGAGAUCAUGAGGAUCGUGCAGGAGGCACAGGCGGUGCCCAAGCCGGCGAGGCCCGUCUCCGGCUACGGCUGGGACGCCGCCUCGGACGACGACGACAACGACCAGUACGAGGAGGAAGCAGAGGCAGAGCAAGAGGAGCAGGAGGAAGAAGACGACUACGACAGGACGGUGCGGCAGGUGCACGCCAGCGGGGAGUUCGACAUGAGCAGGCUCCAAAUCUGA